Lachancea meyersii CBS 8951 is the source of this 399-nucleotide messenger RNA. Lineage: Eukaryota; Fungi; Ascomycota; Saccharomycetes; Saccharomycetales; Saccharomycetaceae. The record is from the annotation of a GenBank genome assembly.
AUGUCCGGUGGUAAAGGUGGUAAAGCUGGUUCUGCUGCUAAAGCUUCUCAAUCUAGAUCGGCCAAAGCCGGUCUAACUUUCCCAGUUGGUAGAGUUCACAGACUUUUGAGAAGAGGUAACUACGCUCAAAGAGUUGGUUCUGGUGCCCCUGUAUACAUGACUGCCGUUUUGGAGUACCUAGCUGCUGAAAUCUUGGAAUUGGCUGGUAACGCUGCCAGAGACAACAAGAAGACCAGAAUCAUUCCUCGUCAUUUGCAGUUGGCCAUCAGAAACGAUGACGAGUUGAACAAGCUUCUCGGAAACGUCACUAUUGCCCAAGGUGGUGUUUUGCCAAACAUUCACCAAAACUUGCUUCCAAAGAAGUCUUCCAAGCCAGACAAGGCUUCUCAAGAGUUGUAA